Naumovozyma dairenensis CBS 421 is the source of this 456-nucleotide messenger RNA. RefSeq names its product 40S ribosomal uS10 domain-containing protein (gene RPS20). Gene Ontology annotation, molecular function: RNA binding; structural constituent of ribosome. Gene Ontology annotation, cellular component: ribosome; cytosolic small ribosomal subunit. Lineage: Eukaryota; Fungi; Ascomycota; Saccharomycetes; Saccharomycetales; Saccharomycetaceae. The transcript has a single exon. The record is from RefSeq and is a predicted model, not a curated record. Bases 1 to 456 code for a protein of 151 amino acids. Gene Ontology annotation, biological process: translation.
AUGAGGUUUAAAACAUUCAAUCUUCCAAGGUUAGCCAGAAAUUCUUGUAAGACAAUUGGAAAAGAGAACCAAGAACUCAUAAAAAGGUAUAUUACAAUGUCUGAUUUCCAAAAAGAAAAGGUCGAAGAACAAGAAGCUCCUCAAAUCAUCAAGAUUAGAAUCACUUUAACUUCCACCAAAGUUAAGCAAUUAGAAAAUGUUUCCAACAACAUUGUCUUGAAUGCUGAACAACAUAACUUGGUCAAGAAGGGUCCAGUCAGAUUACCAACCAAGGUUUUGAAGAUUUCUACCAGAAAGACUCCAAAUGGUGAAGGUUCUAAGACCUGGGAAACUUACGAAAUGAGAAUCCACAAGAGAUACAUCGAUUUGGAAGCUCCAGUUAACAUUGUUAAGAGAAUCACUCAAAUCACUAUCGAACCUGGUGUCGAUGUCGAAGUUGUUGUCGCCAGCAACUAA